Molecule: messenger RNA, 2082 nt
Organism: Nicotiana tabacum (common tobacco)
Lineage: Eukaryota; Viridiplantae; Streptophyta; Magnoliopsida; Solanales; Solanaceae
Source: RefSeq, a predicted model, not a curated record
AUGUCUUGUGCAUCAGGAACUGGGCAGAUUAUGCAGCUUCGGAUCAAUGUACCAUUGAAGACUCCUCUUCACACCUCACAUGACCUAGUGACACAUAAUGUAGCUCCUGUGGAGAUUGACAAAGCUCUAAUGGAACAACAACAAUUUGAGGAUGAAGGAGAUGAUGAGUCAACGGCUGAAAAUUUCAAUAAAAUGGCAAGGGAGGUUGACCUAUCUCGUAGAGCUAGUUCUAAGGUAGGUGGAGAAUUUAAAGUGGUACUUCAUGAAGAUGAAAAGAUUGGUGGUCUUCCAGUGUAUCCUCCUGAGUAUGAAAAAUUUGCAUUUUGUGUUAAUUCAAGUGGAUUGUUUGACCUAGGAUACAAGGGAAUCCAUUCACUUGGUGGAAUGGAAGACCCAAUGUUGAGUAAUCUUUUUUCUACCAUUGAGGUAGAGCACUUGAUAAGAAUUGGUUCUGAUAAUGCCCCUCUGUUCCUGAGAUGUGGAGAACAAGCUUCAAAUUAUGUUAAGCCAUUUAAGUUUCUCAAGUUUUGGACUAAACAUGAAUUCAUUAAAGAUGUGGUGAGGCAGAAUUGGCAUGUAGACUUUAUUUGUGAUCCUUUUCUCAUGUUCAAGAGCAAGUUGAAUAAUGUGAAGGUUGCAUUGUCCCAGUGGAGUAAAGUCACUUAUGGUGACAUCUUCAAGAAGUUGGCAAUCUUGAAGGAUAUUGUAAAGGUGAAGGAGAUGUUAUUUGAGGAGGAACCAAUAAUUGCUAAUAGAAUAGCGCUCCAACAUGCCCAGGUAGAAUCGAAGAAGUACUUGAAUAUUGGGGAGCAAUAUUGGAAGCAAAAAACUGGGAUGACUUGGAGGAAGCUGCAACUGAAGAGGAUUCAAAAUGGAGGUUGGGAUAGGAUUGAUGAUCAAGUUCAACUGGAUGUUGUUGUUGUGGACUUCUACCAGAAUCAUUUUACCAAAGAAGGUGAUCCUACAAAUUUUUCCUUGCUUGGCAAUGUACCUUCUAUGGUGAUUGUGGAGCAAAACAUGGAGUUGUGUAGAUAUCCAACACUAGAAGAGAUCAAAGGUACAGUGUUUGAGUUGAGUGGAGAUAGUGUUAGGGGUCCUGAUGGAUAUACUGGAACAUUUUAUCAAGACUGCUGGGAGAUUAUUGGCUAUAAUAUACACAACAUGGUACUACAUUUUUAUGGAGGUGCUACACUGCCAAAGUCCAUCACACACACUAAGUUGGUGUUGCUGCCUAAGAAACCUAUGGUGCAAACAUUCUCUGAUCUCAGACCUAUAAGCUUGAGCAACUUCAUCUACAAGGAGAUAGUAACUGAUAAAAGACUGAGAGCUAAGCCUGCUAAUGUUGUGAUUAAGUUGGACAUGGCUAAGGCUUAUGAUAGGGGUUCGUCAAGUCCACAAGAGGGGUUCUCAGCGGUAGUGCUAUCUAUGUCCUUGAACAAGUUGUUUGAAGACAAAAGCUUUGUAUGGUUUGGUAUGCCUAAGUGGUUCGAACCACUAAAUCAUUUGGCAUAUGCUGAAAAUACUAUCAUCUGUGCCUCGGCUCAUUCAGACUCUUUGAAGAAGGUGAUGACAAUAUUGGGAAGCUAUGAGAGGAUUUCUGGACAGUUGAUUAACAAAGCUAAGAGUUCAUACUAUAUGCAUGUCAAAGCUGUCAAUUCUUUGUUUCAAGAAGUAGGAGAUGCUAUAGGUUUUGCUAGAGGGGAGUUUCCUUUUACCUACUUGGGAUGCCCUAUAUUUUACACUAGAAGAAGGAAAGAUUACUAUAAUGAUCUCAUAAAGAAGGUGAAAGCUAAGCUUCAUUCUUGGAAAGGUAAAUUACUAUCAUUUGGGGGCAAGGCAACACUCAUCUCUAGUGUGUUGCAAAGUAUGCCAGUACAUUUUCUAUCAGUACUUGAUCCUCCAGAUAACAUUAUUGAAUAUUUGCACAAGAUGUUUGCAAGAUUCUUUUGGAGUACAAAAGAGGAAGGUAGAGGUUGGCAUUGGGCUUCUUGGCAGAAGUUAUGCCUUCCUGAGGAAGAGGGUGGAUUAGGGUUCAGAUCUCUACAUGAUAUCUCUAGAGCUUUAUUUUCUAAGCUUUGGUAG